Camarhynchus parvulus is the source of this 4323-nucleotide messenger RNA. It is a transcript of the gene FBXW7, whose product is annotated as F-box and WD repeat domain containing 7. Gene Ontology annotation, biological process: ubiquitin recycling; proteasome-mediated ubiquitin-dependent protein catabolic process. Lineage: Eukaryota; Metazoa; Chordata; Aves; Passeriformes; Thraupidae. The record is from RefSeq and is a predicted model, not a curated record. The transcript is spliced from 12 exons. Gene Ontology annotation, molecular function: ubiquitin binding. Bases 432 to 2543 code for a protein of 703 amino acids. Gene Ontology annotation, cellular component: nucleus; cytoplasm.
GCCACUCGCCUCCCGGCCGGCGGCGGUGCGGGGACGGCCCGGGGGGCGCUGAGGGGCGGCGAGGCGGUGGCUCCAUGUGAGAGGAGGCGGCGGCGCACCUGAUCCGUCGCCGGGACAGCCGCAGCCGGGGGGAUUCCUCGAGGGCCACCAGUCCGCAACCCUCCCGGGGCGGGGUGGGGGGCUGGACCCGCCUGCCCCUUUGAAGUCACCCGGCCCCCGGCGGCAGCCCCGGGGCGGGGGGGGCAGCCGACCCCCUCUCGCCGGGGGAAGGGGGCUCCGCCUCGCCGCCCGCAUCGCCCCGCCGGCGGGAAGGCGCGCGCGCCGCGAGCGGAGGGAGAGCCCAGCGGAGCCCGUCCCGAAAAAAUGUGAAAGCAUUUGCAUCUUCAGAUAGCCUAGCCAAGGUCCAAGAAGUAGCAAGCUGGCUUUUGGAAAUGAAUCAGGAACUGCUCUCUGUGGGCAGCAAGAGGCGACGAACUGGCGGAUCUCUUCGAGGUAAUGCUUCCUCAAGCCAAGUAGAUGAGGAGCAGAUGAAUCGGGUGGUAGAAGAGGAGGAGCAGCAGCAAAGACGACAACAAGAGGAGCAGCACAUUGGGAGGAAUGGGGAGAUAGGAGCAGAAGAACCUGGAUUUGAUGACAGGCAUGAGUCUCAGCAGGAGCAGUUAGAAGAAAAUAAUAAUAGACUUAUUACAGUGGAUGAGGAUUCCACUUGUAACCAAGAGGAAGAUGAUGAUGAACAUGCUGGUGAUCAAGAGGAGGAGGUGGAAGAGGAGGAGGAAAUGGACCAGGACAGUGAUGAUUUUGAUCAGUCUGAUGACAGCAGUAGAGAAGAUGAACAUGCUAACAGUAAUAGUGUCACAAAUUCCAAUAGCCUCAUGGACUUGCCCAUUCACCAGUCAUCGCCAUUCUACGUGAAGACAAAGAUGAAGAGAAAGUUGGACCAUGGCUCCGAGGUCCGUUCUUUCUCUCUGGGAAAGAAACCCUGCAAAGUCUCAGAAUACACAAGUACCACGGGGCUGGUGCCAUGUUCCGCCACGCCGACGACGUUUGGGGACCUGCGGGCAGCCAACGGCCAGGGGCAGCAGCGGCGCCGCAUCACAUCCGUGCAGCCUCCCUCCGGCCUCCAGGAAUGGCUGAAGAUGUUCCAGAGCUGGAGCGGACCAGAGAAGUUACUUGCUUUAGAUGAACUCAUUGAUAGUUGUGAACCAACACAAGUAAAACACAUGAUGCAAGUGAUAGAGCCCCAGUUUCAAAGAGACUUCAUUUCCUUGCUCCCAAAAGAGCUGGCACUGUAUGUGCUGUCAUUCCUGGAACCCAGGGACCUUCUGCAGGCAGCCCAGACAUGUCGUUACUGGAGAAUUCUGGCUGAAGAUAAUCUUCUCUGGAGAGAGAAAUGCAAAGAGGAAGGGAUUGAUGAACCAUUGCAUAUCAAGAGGAGGAAAGUAAUAAAACCAGGCUUUAUACACAGUCCGUGGAAAAGCGCCUACAUCAGACAGCACAGGAUUGAUACCAACUGGCGGCGAGGAGAGCUGAAAUCGCCCAAGGUGCUCAAGGGCCACGAUGACCACGUGAUCACGUGCCUGCAGUUCUGCGGGAACCGCAUCGUGAGCGGCUCCGACGACAACACGCUCAAAGUGUGGUCAGCAGUGACAGGCAAGUGUUUGAGAACACUGGUUGGGCACACAGGAGGAGUGUGGUCAUCACAGAUGAGGGACAAUAUCAUCAUCAGUGGCUCCACCGACAGAACGUUGAAAGUCUGGAACGCUGAGACUGGGGAGUGCAUCCACACCCUGUACGGACACACCUCCACCGUGCGCUGCAUGCAUCUCCACGAGAAAAGGGUGGUCAGUGGCUCUCGAGACGCGACGCUGCGAGUGUGGGACAUAGAGACGGGCCAGUGCUUGCAUGUCCUGAUGGGCCACGUCGCCGCAGUUCGGUGCGUUCAGUAUGAUGGCAGAAGGGUUGUAAGUGGUGCAUAUGAUUUUAUGGUCAAGGUGUGGGAUCCAGAGACAGAGACCUGUCUGCACACACUGCAAGGGCAUACUAACAGAGUCUACUCGUUACAGUUUGAUGGUAUCCAUGUGGUGAGUGGAUCUCUUGACACUUCCAUCCGAGUUUGGGAUGUGGAGACAGGCAACUGCAUUCACACUCUGACAGGCCACCAGUCACUCACAAGUGGAAUGGAACUCAAGGACAAUAUACUUGUGUCUGGGAAUGCUGAUUCUACAGUCAAAAUCUGGGACAUUAAAACAGGACAAUGUUUACAGACAUUGCAAGGUCCCAACAAGCAUCAGAGUGCUGUGACCUGUUUACAGUUCAACAAGAACUUUGUAAUUACCAGUUCAGAUGAUGGGACUGUAAAACUUUGGGACUUGAAAACGGGUGAAUUUAUCCGAAAUCUAGUCACAUUGGAGAGUGGGGGAAGCGGAGGCGUCGUGUGGCGAAUCAGAGCUUCCAACACAAAGCUGGUGUGUGCAGUCGGGAGCCGCAACGGGACUGAGGAAACAAAGCUGCUGGUGUUGGACUUUGACGUCGAUAUGAAGUGAAGGGCAGAAAGAUGAAUUUGUCCAAAUGUGUAGACGAUGUUCUCCUUUCCCUCCCCCCCCGAAAAAAAAAGAAAAAAAAGAAAAAGGAAAAAAAUCCCUUGUCCUUGGUGGUGCAGGAUGUUGCCUUGGGGCAACAGAUCCUAAAGACCUACAGACUACGAAGGAGAAGACAAAGAUGAUAAACUAUAACUGACAAGAGAGGCUUUUGCUGUCUCGUCACAUAAAAAGCUACACUUUUGACCGGGGCAGCUUUGCAAAAAUCCAACUUUAGAAAUGAAACCAGGUGCAAUUAAUUUCUUUACUUUCCUCCAAAUGCUCCUUGAGCAAUUUGGAGUGGGGAAAAAAAAAAAAAAGUUACAGUUCUUGUUAACAGGUUAUUUUACCACAAAGAUCUUGAAACGAGCUGCACAGGCGAGCCUGCUCGUGCACCCCUGGGUCACCCUGGGUCCCAGCAGCCCCUCCGAGCAACGCGCUGUCCCUAGCCCCGCUCCGAGCAGGGGGUUGGACUGGACUCCUUCCAAGGUCCCUUCCAACCUCCACAAGCAGUCACUGGUUGACUUUCAAAAACUAGAGAGCAUCUGCAAUGAGAAAAACAAACAAAAACAAAAACAAAGAGUCCAUUCCUGGUGUGGAAAAGCUAAAAUACUACUGUGAAUUGUUUUGUACAGUUUUAUCAGAGCUUUUUCUUUUUUUUCUUUAUUCCUCUUUUUUUUUUUUGCCAACCAUUGCCAAUGUCAAUCACAGUAUUAGCCUCUGUUUAAUCUAUUUACUGUUGCUUCCAUCUACACUCUUCAAUGCAUAAGUUGCUCUGAGGUGGCAAGUUGUCCUGGAUUUUGAGAGUCCUCUGAUGGAUUUAAUUCGCAAUGCUGGUGCUAGAAGUAGGUCUUCAAUUACGGGAUUGUUGUCCCACCCCUGUACUGUAUUCCCAGUGGCCAAACUUAUUUAUGCUGCUAAAUGAAAGAAAGAAAAGCAAAUUAUUUUUUUUUAAUUUUUUUUCUGCUGUGACGUUUUAGUCCCAGACUGAAUUCCAAAUUUGCUCUAGUUUGGUUACAGAAAAAGACUUUUUGCCACUGAAACUUGAGCCAACUGUGCCUCUAAGAGGCUGAGAGUGGAAGAGUUUCAGACAAUUAAGAGUGAAGUUUGCCUGCAAAUAAAGAAUUGAGUGUGUGUGCAAAGCUUAUUUUCUUUUUUCUGGGCAAAAAUUAAAACACAUUCCUUGGAACAAAGCUAUUGCAGCCUGUUCUGUGGGGAAAUUUUUCUUUGUGAGGGCUGUGGUGAAUGGAAUGAACAUACAUUAAAAAAAAAACUGACAAAAUUUUUAAAAAAGAUUAUAAAAUACAAAAAUUAAAAUAAAGUUGCUGGUCAGUCUUAGUGUUUUACAGUAUUUGAGAAAAAAACAACUGUUACAGUUAUUGCUGGGAGGAACUGACAGAGCAAAAACUUAAGUUUUUGUAAAGAUGUCACAUGCAAACAAAAUGAGAAAAGAAAGAGUCAAAUGGUUUGCCUCAUUCUCCAAGAGCCACAACUCAAGCUGAACUGUGAAAGUGGUUUAACACUGUAUCCUAGGCGAUCUUUUUUCCUCCUUUUUUUUUUUUUUGUUUUUGUUUUAUUUAUAGUCUGAUUUAAAACAAUCAGAUUCCAGUUGGUUAAUUUUAGUUAUGUAACAACCUGACAUGAUGGAGGAAAACAACCUUUAAAGGGAUUGUGUCUAUGGUUUGAUUCACUUAGAAAUUUUAUUUUCUUAUAACUUAAGUGCAAUAAAAUGUGUUUUUUCAUGUUA